CUUAAACCUGGUAUUUUACUUGCCUUCAAAGCGUUCCUCGGCUAUCUUCCUUCAUACCCUCUUUAAAAGUUACUUGACUUAAAUAUUUCUCUUUUUUGUUUCUUUCUACUUUUCUCCCUUUUCUUUCCAUCCUCUGAGAACAUGCCUGAAUGUCCCUAGAAAGGGAGAGAUUUGAACUGUUACGGAAAAAGUUCAAAAGAGAAGCUGAUGCUUGGCCUCAUCAAAUGGCAGGAAUCAGAAGACCAAUGUCCAGCCCUCCUGGAACACUCAAUACCAUUACUCCUUGUGCUGCUUGUAAGCUUUUGCGUCGUAGAUGCGCUCAAGAAUGUCCCUUUUCGCCUUAUUUCUCCCCACAUGAGCCUCAUAAGUUCGCAUCCGUCCACAAAGUCUUUGGAGCUAGCAACGUAUCCAAGAUGCUAAUGGAAGUUCCGGAAAGUCAGAGAGCAGACGCGGCAAAUAGCCUCGUGUAUGAAGCAAACGUAAGGCUAAGGGAUCCGGUGUACGGAUGCAUGGGUGCAAUCUCAGCUCUACAACAACAAGUUCAAGCUUUACAAUCCGAGCUUACGGCCGUACGAUCGGAGAUUCUCAAGUACAAGCAACGAGAAGCAGUCGCCACUUUGAUCUUACCUUCCAACUCCCAAGUCGCCGGGUUUCACUCCAGCGGCAUCUCCGUCAUUGCACCACCACCACAAACACCGUCAACUCCACCGCAACCUACGGUGGCUCCUCCUCCUCCAUCUUCUUGUGUUUUCUCUCAACCAACCACAAGAACCUUGGAAUACGGCGACAUUGAGAAUGAGAACAACUCUUACUUCGGUUGAAAUUUAUUUGAAUCAUUACAAACACACACACAAAACACACACACACAUAAUUUAUUGCGAUAAUUUAUGGUCCGGUGAUUAACUAAACUAAAUAAAUAUAAGGGAGGAAGAUUUAUAAAGCCUAUCGUUAAUCGAGCAAAUGUAUAUUUAUAAAUUUUAACCGACAGUUAGAUGAGGUUA
Messenger RNA from Brassica oleracea var. oleracea, 1001 nucleotides. Its product is annotated as LOB domain-containing protein 15-like. The transcript is spliced from 3 exons. The record is from RefSeq and is a predicted model, not a curated record. Bases 150 to 821 code for a protein of 223 amino acids. NCBI's taxonomy places the organism in Eukaryota, Viridiplantae, Streptophyta, Magnoliopsida, Brassicales, Brassicaceae.